This is a messenger RNA of Pseudonaja textilis, 4045 nucleotides long. RefSeq names its product elongator acetyltransferase complex subunit 3 (gene ELP3). Lineage: Eukaryota; Metazoa; Chordata; Lepidosauria; Squamata; Elapidae. Gene Ontology annotation, cellular component: elongator holoenzyme complex; cytoplasm; nucleus. The record is from RefSeq and is a predicted model, not a curated record. Gene Ontology annotation, molecular function: acyltransferase activity, transferring groups other than amino-acyl groups; iron-sulfur cluster binding. Gene Ontology annotation, biological process: tRNA wobble base 5-methoxycarbonylmethyl-2-thiouridinylation.
AUGAGGCAAAAAAAGAAAGGAGAUUUCAGCCGAGCAGAACUCAUGAUGAUGACUAUAGCUGAUGUCAUCAAGCAACUCAUUGAUGCCCAUGAUGAGGGCAAAGAUGUAAACUUAAACAAGAUUAAAACAAGGACGGCUGCCAAGUAUGGCCUUUCAGCACAGCCACGCCUGGUUGACAUUAUUGCUGCUGUUCCCCCUCAGUACCGCAAAGUGCUGGUUCCUAAGUUGAAAGCAAAACCCAUUCGAACUGCUAGUGGGAUUGCUGUUGUGGCAGUAAUGUGCAAACCACACAGAUGUCCACAUAUUAAUUUCACAGGAAAUAUAUGUGUAUACUGUCCUGGAGGGCCUGAUUCAGACUUUGAAUAUUCAACACAAUCUUACACUGGAUACGAGCCAACAUCUAUGAGAGCCAUACGUGCCAGAUAUGAUCCUUAUCUCCAGACCAGACACCGAGUUGAACAACUGAAGCAGCUGGGCCACAGCAUUGACAAAGUGGAAUUCAUUGUGAUGGGUGGAACAUUCAUGGCUCUUCCAGAAGAAUACAGAGAUUACUUUAUCCGUAAUUUGCAUGAUGCCUUAUCAGGCCAUACGUCUAACAAUGUAGCAGAAGCAGUCAAAUACUCUGAGCGAAGCCUUACAAAGUGCAUUGGGAUUACUAUAGAGACCAGGCCAGAUUAUUGCCUAAAACGGCAUUUGAGUGAUAUGUUGUCCUAUGGAUGCACAAGGCUGGAAAUUGGAGUACAAAGCAUUUAUGAAGAUGUGGCCAGAGAUACUAACAGGGGCCAUACAGUAAAGGCCGUGUGUGAAUCAUUCCACUUAGCCAAAGAUGCUGGAUUCAAGGUGGUAGCACAUAUGAUGCCAGAUCUUCCCAACAUGGGACUUGAGAGAGACAUCAACCAGUUUGUGGAGUUUUUUGAGAAUCCUGCCUUUCGGCCAGAUGGCAUGAAGCUGUAUCCAACUCUUGUGAUCCGUGGCACUGGCCUCUAUGAACUCUGGAAAACUGGGAGGUACAAAAGUUAUCCUCCAAGCACCCUUGUGGAUUUGGUGGCAAGGAUUCUUGCCCUCGUGCCUCCCUGGACUCGAGUGUACCGAGUACAAAGGGAUAUCCCAAUGCCCUUAGUCACUUCUGGAGUGGAACAUGGUAACUUGAGAGAACUGGCUUUGGCUAGGAUGAAGGAUUUAGGAACAGAGUGCCGUGAUGUAAGAACAAGAGAGGUUGGAAUACAAGAGAUACAUCACAAAGUCAGACCCUACCAGGUUGAACUGGUCCGGAGAGACUAUGUGGCCAACGGUGGUUGGGAGACCUUUCUUUCUUAUGAAGAUCCUGAGCAGGACAUCCUGAUUGGACUUCUACGUUUGCGGAAAUGUUCGGAGGACACAUUCAGACCUGAGCUGAAGGGUGGGGUCUCCAUUGUCCGGGAACUCCAUGUCUAUGGGAGUGUAGUUCCUGUCAGUAGCCGAGAUCCCUCUAAAUUCCAGCAUCAGGGAUUUGGAAUGCUGCUCAUGGAAGAGGCAGAGAGAAUUGCCAAGGAAGAGCAUGGCUCAUGGAAGAUAGCUGUCAUUUCAGGUGUGGGUACCAGAGAUUACUACAGGAAGAUUGGCUAUGGACUAGAAGGGCCCUAUAUGGUGAAGAGGCUGGACUGACAUUUGGUGAAGAACACCUGAGGCUUUGGAUUUGCACAAUAAGGCCAGAGCAGAAUGGAGAUGCCAUGGCCCUACUACAAACACUGUCUGAACUAGCCAAACAAGGUCCAUUUAAAUCACUUGAUAUCAAAGAGGAUUCUCUUGAGUAUCACAUUCAAAUCCAUCCAAUGAAUUUUUUGGCUCUUCCACAACAGGCAGAAAAAAGAGUUGACCAUUAUUUCAUUGCUCCGAUUAUCAUUUACAAAUGGGUAACAGCCUGGAAACCUUCAGGGUUUGAGAUCUAUGAUGUCAUAAGGCAGGUGUGUCAAACUCGUGGCUGGCGGGCGGGAUGCAUCACGCGCUGGCAACACUCACCCCCGUUUUAGCAAAAGGGGGAAAAGUGAUACGUCAUGUGACAACGUGAUACUGCGAGUUUGACACCCCUAUCACAAGGUGUCUGCAACGUAGACCUUUUUAUAUCAACUGCAACUAUUUUUAACAGAUAGCAUUGGGCUUUCUUUUGGUUUAGUCUAAUGUUAAGUGACAAUUGCCUCGUGUGCAAGAUUAAACUUGCCACUUUUAGUAUCUGCAGUGUUAGCCUGACCUUCAGUUGUUUACUUGAUAGUCUCCGAGUAUAUCUGGCAUUACAGAUAAAGUUUAUAGUUGCAGAUACACAAGAGAAAAGGCAUCAUUCUUUUUACAAAGUAAAAUUGUUCCUGCCAAUUAAAUAUGUUUUGCAUUCACUGCUUAUUUAUAUUGACAUCUGUAUCCCUCCACUCUAAUAUCUAUGUACCAGUGUGUUUCACAAAAGUGUUUCACCGUGCUACAUUAAACCACAGAGUCAUUAAAAUGUAUUUAAAAUCCAAUGGAGGGAAUCAUAGGUAGUCUAUUAGCCUCUAGGUAAGAUAAGCGGCAUACAAAUUAUAUUAAAAAUCUUUUCAGAAUCAAGGUGGAUUUAUCUUAAUGAAGAUGACUGUAAACUAUUCAAAAUUUGACUUUGAAUCAAUAAUCUAAAACCAUACAAUGUCAGAUUUUCACUGCUUUGGCUGGGAUGCAAUUUGUGAUGCAAUUAGUGGAACAAGAAGUGCGUGCCAGGCUACAAAUGAAGCAAAAUGACCGCAUCCCUCCCAUUUCAUGGCAGGUUUCCAUGCACAAUACUUUAAUAAGAAUCUCCCUCAAAAUAUUUGCAGGCAGGGUUUGAUUUUGGUCCUUGGCAGCAUCUCCAAUCUGAAGGAUCUCAGGUCAAUAGACUGGGAAAGGUCUCUCUGAUAAAACCUUGGAGGUCACCAUUGAUAUUGCAAGCAACAUUAUUAUCAUCCUGUGGUCCUCCAGUUAUGAUGCAACCAUAUCUCCCAGAAUUACUCUGGAGUAUCAGGUUGGGAAGAUCAGUGGACCAAAGAUCUAAUUCUCUCUCGGACGCCAACGGAUGUGUCCACAGCCUGCUAUAUCUGGGUACCUGGCACUGGAGCAAGCCUUUUUCAGGGACUCAAGUAUCUCCAUUGGGAUCCUUCCAGUAACUCCAGUAAAUUGAGUUUAUUGUACAUUUAGUCAAUAAAUUGAGUAAAAAUACCAGGGUCAUUAUAAGAACUCCAGUGGAGAUGGUGAAAGAAAUUGAAAGCACCACUGUGCUACUUCUUGCUUCUCCAAAGCUAGCACUUUCAUGAUUUAUUUCUAAUUUCUUGACAGAGAAAAGGGCUUUAUCUGAAGCAUAAUUGAUACAGGACCUUGACUUGUUUGUCAUUGAGGAGGCAGCAGAAUGGAAGGCGUCCUUCUUCUUUCCCACAAAAUGUCAAGGUUUCCAUUUGGUUCAAGGCAGUAGAGUGAGGCCAUGCAUUUGAGAGCAAGUGAGCAAAGACGAGGCAGUUCCUCACAGUCUCGCUCAGCAGUUCCUUAAAAGGUUUGAGCAUAUGUCCAAAAAUAAAAUUUGAAAGGCUCUAAUUUUCAGCCCUGUCACCACAAAUGAUUUUUUUUCCCCUGGGAUUGGGGAAAGAAAAGGAAAGGAGACAAUUCAAGUCUCAGCUGUAGUGUCAAGAAGAGCACAACGAACCUGGCCACGAAGUCACCAGGAUCAAGUUGGAUUCAAAGGAAGUUUAAAGGUGAAGGAAGCAUCUCGGUCAAAAGCCAGGAGCAGCACUUUGGCAGGGAGCUUGUAUGCUGAAUGAUGUCUGUUUAUCCUCUCUGUCAGGGGUCCCCAAACUUGGCAACUUUAAGACUUGUGGACUUCAACUCCCAGAAUUCCUCAGCCAAGUCCACAAGCCUUAAAGUUGCCAAGUUUGGAGACCUCUGCUCUCUGUGCUUAUGAAACAAGACAAAAUCCCUUAAGAGGAAGACAAGAGUUUUGCAACUAUGCUGGCUGGGGAAAUCUGGGAAUUGAAGUCCACAGAUCUUAAAGUCCCCAAGGCUGAGAAGCACUGCCUUAAGA